AUCAAUUCAUAUUUUGAAGAGAGUGUUGGGGGUUUUGGAGUCCAUGGAAGAAGAGAGAAAGCGAAAUCGUUCCCGAAGCUCCAAUUCAGUGCUUUGGUGGUUCUUUGCCAUAGCUGCGUGCAUAAAGCUCCUUGUGGUUCCAUCCUAUCACAGCACAGACUUUGAGGUCCAUCGCCAUUGGCUUGCUCUCACGCACUCUCUUCCGCUUUCUCGGUGGUACUUGGACGAAACCAGCCUUUGGACCCUCGAUUAUCCCCCCUUCUUUGCCUAUUUUGAACGCUUCCUCUCUAUCUUUGCCAACCUCAUUGAUCCCCAAAUCGUUCACCUCCAAAAGGGCUUGAACUACACCUCAAAUACGCUCCUUUAUUUCCAUAGAAUCACUGUGAUUCUAUCUGAUUUGUCUCUCUUAUAUGGAGUUUAUAGAUUCACUCGAAAUUUGGACUCGACAAGGCAAAGAUUGAUCUGGGUAUUGGUUAUUUGGUCCCCAAUGCUUGUGAUUGUGGACCAUGUGCAUUUUCAGUACAACGGAUUUCUCCUUGGGAUUCUGUUGAUGUCGCUUUCUUAUCUGCAACAAGGGAGGGAUUUGAUGGGCGGCUUUCUUUUUGCAGUGUUGUUGUGCUUUAAGCACUUGUUUGCAGUUGCUGCACCAGUUUACUUUGUGUAUUUGUGGAGGCAUUAUUGUUGGGGAGGAUUUAUAAGAGGUUUUGGGCGUCUUUUGAUCAUGGGGGCUGUGGUUGUGGCGGUUUUUGCAGCAGCAUAUGGACCAUUCGUAUAUCACGGACAGAUGCAACAAGUCAUCGGCCGUAUGUUUCCAUUUGGAAGGGGACUAUGUCAUGCAUACUGGGCACCAAAUUUUUGGGUGUUCUAUAUUAUACUGGACAAAGGGCUCGCUUUCUUGCUUAGAAAUCUUGGAUUCAGUAUUCAGGCAACUGCAGCUUCAUUCACUGGUGGGAUAGUUGGGGGUUCCUCCCCUUUUGCUGUAUUACCUCCGAUCACCCCAUUGACAACUUUGAUUGCGAUUCUCCUCGCUUUAUCUCCCUGUCUUAUGAAAGCUUGGAGGGAUCCACGGCCAGAGAGGAUUUCAAGAUGGGUAGCCUAUGCUUACAUGUGUGGAUUCUUAUUUGGGUGGCAUGUGCAUGAGAAGGCAUCACUUCAUUUUGUUAUCCCCCUGGCGGUUGUUGCAGUGCAGAGUAUGGAUGAUGCAAGGCACUACUUCAUGCUAUCCAUAGUUUCUUGCUAUUCACUGUUCCCUCUUCUGUUUGAAGCCCAAGAAUACCCAAUAAAAGUGGUAUUGCUACUGCUACACUCCAUUCUUAUCUGGUUAGGAUUUUCUGCACUGUUCGCAAAUGGUGCAGCAGUUAAAGCAACUUUGAUUAGAAAGAAACGAGACAAGGCAAGUUCCAGCGCGGCUGCUCGGAAGGAAGAAUUUACUGUUAAUUGGGUUGAGAAAAGUUACUUGACGGGUAUCAUUGUUGUUGAGAUAGGGGGUCAGUUUUUGCACCCUCUGUUUUUUGGUGAUAAGCUUCCUUUUGUACCUCUUAUGUUAACCUCUAUCUACUGCGCAAUAGGGAUCAUGUACUCUUGGAUUUGGCAGUUAAAAUCCAUAGUUACCUCUCUUGAUUCCUAGUGUUCAUGCCUUUAAUUUCCAUGGAUGUGACACUUGAAAGCUGCUACUUGUAUCUUUUCUUGUCAUUUAUUAUUUUUAAAUUUUUUGUCCUAAACUUGGACGCCAUAGAAAUAUAACUAUUUAUAACUAGUGACA
Morus notabilis is the source of this 1762-nucleotide messenger RNA. RefSeq names its product probable dolichyl pyrophosphate Glc1Man9GlcNAc2 alpha-1,3-glucosyltransferase. The record is from RefSeq and is a predicted model, not a curated record. The transcript is spliced from 4 exons. Gene Ontology annotation, biological process: protein N-linked glycosylation. Gene Ontology annotation, molecular function: dolichyl pyrophosphate Glc1Man9GlcNAc2 alpha-1,3-glucosyltransferase activity. Lineage: Eukaryota; Viridiplantae; Streptophyta; Magnoliopsida; Rosales; Moraceae. Gene Ontology annotation, cellular component: endoplasmic reticulum membrane. The coding region runs from base 44 to 1627 and encodes 527 amino acids.